Messenger RNA from Mastomys coucha (southern multimammate mouse), 717 nucleotides. RefSeq names its product troponin C1, slow skeletal and cardiac type (gene Tnnc1). The transcript has 6 exons. The coding region runs from base 56 to 541 and encodes 161 amino acids. Gene Ontology annotation, cellular component: myosin II complex. Gene Ontology annotation, molecular function: calcium ion binding. NCBI's taxonomy places the organism in Eukaryota, Metazoa, Chordata, Mammalia, Rodentia, Muridae. The record is from RefSeq and is a predicted model, not a curated record.
CCGAGGGCUGGCUGGCUGGCAACCCCAGUAGCCUGUCCCGUGAGCUGCCGCCAGCAUGGAUGACAUCUACAAAGCUGCGGUAGAGCAGUUGACAGAAGAGCAGAAGAAUGAGUUCAAGGCUGCCUUUGAUAUCUUUGUCCUGGGCGCGGAGGAUGGCUGCAUCAGCACCAAGGAGCUGGGCAAGGUGAUGAGGAUGCUGGGCCAGAACCCCACACCUGAGGAGCUGCAGGAGAUGAUUGACGAAGUAGAUGAGGAUGGCAGUGGCACAGUGGACUUCGAUGAGUUCCUUGUCAUGAUGGUUCGGUGCAUGAAGGAUGACAGCAAAGGGAAGUCUGAGGAGGAGCUGUCAGAUCUCUUCCGCAUGUUUGACAAAAAUGCUGAUGGCUACAUUGACUUAGAUGAGCUGAAGAUGAUGCUGCAGGCCACAGGUGAGACCAUUACGGAAGAUGACAUUGAAGAGCUCAUGAAGGAUGGUGACAAGAACAACGAUGGCCGUAUCGACUAUGAUGAGUUCCUGGAAUUCAUGAAGGGUGUGGAGUAGACACUGAUUUUGCACAGUUGCCUGCGUCUGUUCUCCCUCUCCAGCCAGACCCUGUGGUAGGAGUGCAGCUGGGUUCUCUAGACUCUGAAUUUUGUUGUGUCCUUGAACCUUGGCCCUUCCGGACUCUCUCCCCAUUCCUGUCCUGGGGAACGAAAAUAAAUCCUUGUUCCCCAGAG